Messenger RNA from Porites evermanni, 591 nucleotides. The record is from the annotation of a GenBank genome assembly. NCBI's taxonomy places the organism in Eukaryota, Metazoa, Cnidaria, Anthozoa, Scleractinia, Poritidae.
AUGCAAAAUCAGCUUAGACCUCUGUUACCUUACGUCAGCAUCGAUGCCUUAGACGUAACAAGCCUCCGUGUGCAACGGCGUUCGUCGCUUAUGCUGAAACGUUUUCAAGAACUCUUAUUGAACACAACUAGGCCUCUCAUAUACAUCACGUACGCUCUGUUCUUUGCGUGGCAAAUGAUUGGAUUGGUUCUAUACGAAAUGCGGGCUUUCAAAACAACUCUCGUGGCGAAGCAUACUAGCUUUCAGUCAACCGAUAUCGAUAUGUUUGGGCACUCUGAGCAGCUGCAACUAAUCUGGGUGAUUUCGCAGAUAUUUAAUGCUUGGCUGGUUAUACUUGCUUUGUCAAAAGUGCCAUCUUUCCUCGGCUAUUAUUCCAUCUUUAAACGGCUUGUUGGUUUGUCAUCCUUUUGGAGUUUGAUAGUGCUUUAUGGAAUGUGUAUAGUGAGAUAUUUACUGAUUAUCGGGCUCAAUGGCACAGCAAUGGAAAUAGCCUUAAUUUUGGCUUUUUUGUCGGCACGAGGCACUCAGGUCAUAUUAAUCGGUUUAUUGACCUACACUCCGAUCAACCACUCGGAAAAAGGAGUGCUUUAA